This is a messenger RNA of Penicillium antarcticum, 2544 nucleotides long. RefSeq lists its product as uncharacterized. Lineage: Eukaryota; Fungi; Ascomycota; Eurotiomycetes; Eurotiales; Aspergillaceae. The record is from RefSeq and is a predicted model, not a curated record. Gene Ontology annotation, molecular function: zinc ion binding; RNA polymerase II cis-regulatory region sequence-specific DNA binding; DNA-binding transcription factor activity, RNA polymerase II-specific. Gene Ontology annotation, cellular component: nucleus. Gene Ontology annotation, biological process: positive regulation of transcription from RNA polymerase II promoter by galactose; DNA-templated transcription. The transcript has 5 exons. Bases 1 to 2544 code for a protein of 847 amino acids.
AUGCCUCCCAAAAGUGGUAUCGCAAAACGGGAGACACCUCGACGUCGCAAGAUCGCUCUUGCCUGCGAGUCAUGUCGCGAUAAAAAGGUCCGAUGUGACGGUGCGAAGCCGAUAUGUGGACAAUGUGUGCGACGCUCAUUCACUGUCGAACAAUGCGUAUAUAAGCUGGAUAAUGCUCGGUCUGCGAGUAAUGAUGAGUAUUUGAAGGUUCUCCAUGAUCGCAUUCGAGAUCUUGAAGAUGCAUGCACAAAAGGUGGUGUUGAUGUACCCCCGGAACUGCCUCAGAAUGGCGGUGAUAAAGCAUCCGAAAGGCCCGAGAGUCAGCUGGGGCAAGAUAUGGACUUGGAUCCACUGGAUGUACAGUCCAGAACUUCUGUUGCCGCUGAAGGGCUUCUCGGACUGGGCUCCACGCCCGCGUUGCCCACCCAGAGCCCCCUGUCGUCAACACCUACAUUUCAGCCUCCGCGAUAUACCGCGCAGAGAAGUCAAUCGGUAGUAGCACAAAACUAUAAGGGCCCACAUGCCUCGUAUAUUUCUCCUGGAUCUGUUCGACCGCGAGAAUCAAGCAUCUACCAUUCCCCGGCUGUGAACUCACACGGCAAUGUCACAGCCAUGGGUGCAAUCUCAGUUGCAGAAGACGGUGAAGACACGGACUCGCCCGGAGAGCAGCAGUAUUACGGAAACUCCUCGGUUGCCUCUUUCAUGCGUCUUGCUGGAGAAUCAAUGCCAUUGCAGUCAUAUAUGUCAGCCCUGCGACACAGCAAAACGGAAUCGGUAAGAUCUCAAGGACCUGAUACCGGGGUCUGGAGAGACUUAGGUCAUCCAUCAGCAGAGCUUCGAUUUGACGACUUUUCACUGCCACCCCGAGAUCUCGCCGACCACCUCCUUGAAUGCUACUGGGAGAGAGUUCACUGCCUAUUCCCAUUUUUCCAUCGGCCUAGCUUUGAGCGAGCAUACGAAAAUCUAUGGGGCUCGAAUAAGGCACCAAAGCCCGAACUACCACAACACAACAUUGGCCUCGGAGGUGCUUUUGAUUACGGUCCAAAUUCAAUGGUCUUUCAUUGCGCCCUCAAUGUUAUCUUUGCUCUUGGUUGUCAUUUCUCUGAUAUCCCUGCAGCAGAACGAGAGGCGGCGGUCUACUCCUUUUUCCUUCGUGCAAAGCGGUUUGUGGGUCUUGAUCUUCUUGACAUAGGCACAAUCGGGGUUGUUCAGACACUGGUGCUAGUGUCCCUUUUACUCCAAAGCACACCGUAUCCGAACCGAUGCUGGAAUGCAAUCGGACUGGCAUGUCGAGCAGCGCAAGGACUCGGCUUGCAUGAGACAACUGCUCAAACUUCAAAUAAACCGUUAGAGACCGAGAUCCGACGGCGAACAUGGCACACCUGUGUCAUCAUGGAUAUGAUUGUGAGCAUGACCCAUGGUAGACCAAGCAUGACCUCCCACCUCGCACCGGUGCCAUUGCCUAUUAUGGAGCCCGACAUGCAAGCGGACGAUCCAUGUGAGCUCAGCGGACAAGCCUGUGAUCACAAGAUGGGGUAUAUGACAUUUUAUGUUUCAAGUAUUGAGCUAUACAAAAUUCUCGAAUCCAUUCUGUCGGAAGUUUACAACGCUUGGCAGAGCCGAUCAAAUAACACCCGCACUGCCUCACCGCGAGGUGCCAAGCAUUGUAGCUUGGAUGUGUUGAUGGAACUCGAUGAUAAACUCUCUGCCUUUGAAGCAAAUGUUCCUCACCCAUUGAACUGGACAGACGAGCAGUCCCAACAUCGCACGAGUAACCCACCCAUAUUCAAGCGCCAGCAAAAUGUCUUGCAAAAUCUUAGAUUCAUCCACCUGCGUCUUCUCUUGUACCGCCCUAUGUUUACCCAACUCUGCUCUGAGGAGCGAGCAGGAUCAUCUCGCCGCUCUGAUACUCAAUCUGGUGACAGAGGUAGUGGCUUAGCUCCGGAGAAAAACAUAAUAUAUUCAUCUGUCUUUUCUAAAUGUGCCGCUUGCUGUGUGGUAGCCGCUAUGGACUUGGUUUCCCUGGUCCACGAGACAUAUCGAACCACGGUGACUGACACGUGGUGGUAUAAUGGAUUUUACACCUCCACUGCAGGUUUUAUUUUGAUCAUGUCAAUUUGCUGUCAUUCCAUCCGCGAGCAAGUCGACACACAAAAGGUCGACGAAAGUUGGCGCAAGUGUGAAGAGAUCUUGGCAUUCAUGGCUAUCUUCAGUCAGUCUGCUCGGAAUUCUCUGCAGUUCCUACAAGUAACGCACCAGCACAUCGUACAAAGCUAUUCCGCUGGUCGACCUGGUGAGAACACACCUCUAGCUUUAACUCAACAGCAGCAAAAAGGACAUCAGCAAAUAAAUAGACCUGAAUUGCCAGCUCAGCCUACGGAUCCGAUUCCCAUGGAACAUGAUACCCGUCAAGAGUCCAAUAACACAGACUUCAAUCUUUUCACAACCUGGGACGAGAUGGGAUUGGGCCAAGAGGAGUUUGGUUUCCUUGGAAGAUUUGAUUUGCCGGAUCUUGCCAGCUGGUUUACUGAUAUUCCAUCUUGA